AUGUCAAUUACCAAUAAUAAUAACAAUCCUUUGAUAGAAGAACCUCCUGUAGAAGCAGUAGAGGAAAUCGAUGUUGUAGCUAAAGAAUGGAUCCAGGAGCAAUCAGAUAAAGAAGUGAAACGUAUUCGUGAUGUUGGAUCGAGUGUUUUACCACUUAAAAUUAAAAAUUGUGGUAUUAUUUCCAAUUUUGACAAUAAAAAGCCUAAAGCCAUUAAUAGAGUUGAAGUGGAUACAAAUUGUGACUUGAGCAAAGUACAACAAAUUAUGGUAUCACCAUCUAUUCCUUAUCCUCAUAAAGAUAAUUUCAAUUAUGUCAAUCUUAUUCUUGUCACAAAUCAACCUAUUCCAUUCUUAGUUCCUUAUUUAUACAAAACUAAUUUGAAAGUUAUACAGCCUGCAAGAGAAAUAGGAGAUCGCAAAUUUCCAAGUAAAGAAGUCAUAUUAAAAAAUGAUUUAAAAGAUUAUCUUUUAAUUAAUAAGAAUGGCAUUCGAUCUCGUUUUACUAUUCAUGAAUAUCAUGACGCUCUACUUCAAAGACAGUAUAAAAAAUCCUAUUUUUAUUCAAAUCAACAAAAUACACAGGCACAUCCUAAAAAACUAGCCAUCUUUGAUUUUGAUUCCACAUUAUUCUUUUCUCCUCUUUUAAGCCCAACAAUUUGGCAUCCUGAUCUCAUUAAACUCGCCACAGCAGAAAGUGUAUAUGGUCCAGGUUGGUGGCGAGACAUUCGUAGUUUAGAUCUAGGCCCAAUUGAAGAACUUGAGCCAAAGGCAUGGAAGGGCUUUUGGAAUGAGCCUAUUGUCAAGGAGGCUAAAAGGUGCAUUAAUGAUCCCAACACAAUGACAGUUGUUUUAACAGGUCGUCGCUAUCACCCCUUUCAUCUCUUGAUUCCUACCAUGUUAAAUUCAAAGGGACUUCAGUUUGAUUUGAUUGGUCUUCGACCUGAUCCAGAACAGGUCUCUGACAAUCAUUGGGAAGUGAAGAAUGGACAGCAACAACUCACGUACAAUUUAACAAGUUCUGUGUUUAAAUCUACCAUGCAUUUCAAGACAUGCUUUAUACUAAACUUGAUUCAUAAUGUACCUUCAGUGCGUCAAGUGACAAUGUGGGAUGAUCGUACUUACCAUGUCAAUCGAUUUAAACAAUAUUUGAACACACUCAGAUAUGAGGGAUUGAUUAAUAAAGGUCGAGUAGUCUAUGUGCCUGGAGUAAGGCCUAAAUAUAAUCCUUCGUGGGAAAAGAGAGUGAUUGGUCAUAUUAUGGAAACACAUAACAAAGCUCUUUUAGAGCAUAGGCAGGAAGGUAUUAAAAUCGGGAAAAUAGAGCAGAGAAUGAAAUGGUCUGAUGAAGCUGAUGUGAUUGAGGAGGAAGAUCCUUUAGGUCAUUCUUCAUCUGAAAGGCCCUUACGAUUAACACCUUUACCAGCUGCUACUGUCAUUAAAUUAUCCAAGGAAACAACCCAUUAUUUACAGGAUAAGUGGCGGGAAACAGUUUGGAAUGUUUGUGGAGGUGAAGAACCGGAAUAUUUUGGGGAUUGUGUUUAUUUAUCUCAACAUGUGCUUUCAAAUAAUCAAAUCAAAGUCGCUAGACUUGGAUCAGAAGUGAAAAUGAAGAUUAUUGCGUAUUCAGAUUCAAAUGACUUGGCAUGUCUAUUAUUAAAAGUACAAGUAGAAGGUUAUGAUGAAGAGGAUUUCUUACUGCCUUUAUGGUAUAAGCCCUCUGAAUAUAAUGAACUAUUUAAAACAACCUAUUAUUCAUGGAGGAGAGUGAAAGAUGAUGACAAGUCUAUUUCAAUCAUAAAUGGUAAAGUAGACUAUGCAUAUCGAUUAGGUGCAGUUGAGAAGACAAUUAGUCAAAAGCGUCCGUGUCAAUCUCAUGAUGACAAAAAGCGUUUAAAAAAAGAAUAA
This is a messenger RNA of Cokeromyces recurvatus, 1905 nucleotides long. RefSeq lists its product as uncharacterized. NCBI's taxonomy places the organism in Eukaryota, Fungi, Mucoromycota, Mucoromycetes, Mucorales, Mucoraceae. Bases 1 to 1905 code for a protein of 634 amino acids. The transcript is spliced from 7 exons. The record is from RefSeq and is a predicted model, not a curated record.